AUGUUCAAAUCGCUGAAAACAACCGUCCCGGACGUCGAAAUAAAUAAAUCAGAGAACGAGCUUCAGCAGUUUCAACACACAACUACUUCCUCAGCAACUCCAAACCCACUCCCGGUUAAACCCAAAACAUCAACAAAUCAAAAUUGCGUCAUUAAACAACUCAAGAAGAAAUUGAAAAACUUGAAAAUCCUUGGACGCAACAAUAAUUCGUUCAACAAUGAAAUAAUUGCAGUCAGCAAAUUGAUAAGGUCUAAGCUUCAUUACUCGAGGCGUCAAGGUAAAUCCGACGUUUCAAUUCAACUAUCAAAAAACUUUUGGAAAGCAUGCAAAAAAAUUUUCUCGCUCACCACAACACCUCCAUCAUUCGAUGUUGAAAAAGAAAGCAAUUUCUUCUACAGCACAAUGGAAGCCGAUGAUAAAUGUUAUUACAACAUUCCGGACUGGAUCCCGUCUUUGCCGUUGCCCUUAUACGGAAGUGAUGUCGGUCCUCAAACAUACGAAACAGUUUCAAACAUUGUGGAAGUAAAUCUCGCGCCUCUCCGUGUCCAUUGGAUCGAAUAUCGAUAA
This is a messenger RNA of Helobdella robusta, 567 nucleotides long. RefSeq lists its product as hypothetical. Bases 1 to 567 code for a protein of 188 amino acids. The record is from RefSeq and is a predicted model, not a curated record. NCBI's taxonomy places the organism in Eukaryota, Metazoa, Annelida, Clitellata, Rhynchobdellida, Glossiphoniidae. The transcript is spliced from 2 exons.